AUGGUGCGACGGAAGGUCAUUAUCGACACGGACUGUGGAGGCGAUGAUGCCAUUGGAAUCAUGGCCGCCAUGACGCACCCUGACGUAGAGGUUCUGGCCAUUCUGGCCGUCUGGGGGAACGUGGAUGUGGAUCAGGGGAUGGAGAAUCUUGGAAAACUGCUUGACCUCUACGGGCGGGACAUUCCCUUUUACCGUGGCGCCGAUGGGCCACUUGUGACUGAUCGUGAAACGGUACAGUGGGGAGGGUUUGGCCGGGAUGGCUUUGGCGACGCUGGGUUUCCUCCGUCGGCGCGGGUGUCAGCGCAGCCCAAGAAGCACGCCGCUCUGGCCCUUGCAGAUAUUCUUAGGGAUGCCAAACCCAAGGAGGAUGAGGUGUACCAGCUGGUGUGCAUUGGGCCCUUGACGAACAUAGCUCUUGCUAUCCGCCUAGACCCGGGUGCUUUCUCGGUGCUUGGCUCCGACACGGAACCCGGAGUGACGAUUAUGGGUGGUACAAGUGAGGGGAAAGGCAACUCGAACUUGAUGGGGGAGUUCAACUUUCACUGCGACCCUGAGGCGGCGUUUGUUGUGUUUCACCACAAGGGCAUCCAGCAGCCCAUACAGCUGGUGAGCUGGGAGGUGACGGUGAACUGUGCCAUGCCGUGGAGGUUUUACGAUGAUUGGGUGAACCGGUGCGAGACUUCAGAGGGAUUCAGGUCGGUGUGCCAAAACAGAUCCCAGAUGUUCAUUGAAAGAAUGUUUCAGCGCCUGGAGUGCUUCACGCGGCCUGACGGGGAUGGAACACGAGCUGACACUGGCGACGCCGAGGCAACGCAGGACGUCACCUGCGUCAUACCAGAUGCGGUGGCGAUGCUUGUGGCGCUCUACCCAGAGAGUCUGCAGGACAGCUUCCUCACGUACGUCACAAUUGAGAUGCGGGGGCGGGAAACUCGUGGGGCGACGUGUAUCGAUUGGUACGGCACAGACCAAUCCAUGGCGAAGAAGGGCCGCUGGCGCAACUGCAGCGUCGUCACGAAAGUGAACCCUGAUAUAUUCCUGGAUGUCAUGCGGCGAAUAGUUGAUUACCCCCUAUAG
Trypanosoma rangeli is the source of this 1074-nucleotide messenger RNA. Its product is annotated as nucleoside hydrolase. Bases 1 to 1074 code for a protein of 357 amino acids. The transcript has a single exon. The record is from RefSeq and is a predicted model, not a curated record. Gene Ontology annotation, molecular function: hydrolase activity, hydrolyzing N-glycosyl compounds. NCBI's taxonomy places the organism in Eukaryota, Euglenozoa, Kinetoplastea, Trypanosomatida, Trypanosomatidae.